GUUUAAAGAAAAAUGAAUACUGCCUCAACUUCAGAAAGUGGAUCAUAUUCCCCAAGCAACUCAAGACCCUUUUUUUAUGCUCAGCCAUCAGCACAACAGCCUUAUCCAAAUCCAUGGUACCUCAGCCAUGGAUACAGUCCAUAUUAUGUACCUGCUCCAGGCUUCCGAAGUGGAAAUCCAUAUUUGCCGUUUUAUUCUGUUGCGCUCCAUGAGUACCCUGGAUUUUUUGUUCCACAGCAUCCAAUGCAUGCAAGAGUUAACAGAAGGCCUUAUUUUAAUGCUGCCCUACCUUCCCCUAUGUUUUAUCAUGCAACAAGAUUUAGACACUAUAAUACCCCUGGGAAAAAAACGGAGACAAAAGAAACACAGACUGAUCCUAGACAGCCUGAAAGCAAGCAAAAAAAGCAUCAAGAUAUCCGUACAGAAACGAAAGGUUGUGAUGCAGGAAAUAUGGCCUGUGUUUCUUCUGGUAUAGGUACAGAGACUGAGAGUACCUCAGAGAAACAGGAUUCAUCUGGAUCUUCCAUUGUGGUAGACAGAGAGUUUCAUAACAAGGACCCUGCCAGCUCUACACAGUAUAGAAAUCUUCCUACUGGAAGCUAUGCCUUUGAGAAGGAAGAAGUGAGGAUAGAAUAUGGAAAUGGCUCUCCAGCUAUUCAACUGUGGAAGUCCUUUAAAGAAACUAUCCCUUUGUAUGAUGUGGCAAGUGGUAAAUCAGUCCCAGAGAACAUAGUGCCAUGUGACUUAUUUUCUGUUAGCUCAUGUGAAGGCAUGAUAUAUGGCCCUCAUGAAAGGAGGCAAAUGGUGCCAGGAGCUUCCUUAGAUGAGAGACAAGCUGUUGUCUCCACAAAACAGGGUGCUGAAGCUGUGCAAGAAAAAGAUGUCCAAAAUAACAAAGUGCAGCUGGAUGCAGAAAAGCUAGCAAAUACAAGUCAACAGGCAAAAUCCCCCCCAGGUGAAACCAUGGCAGUACAAAUCACAGAGCUGGCAAGAUCUGUUGGCAUAGAUAGACCAGUGGUAAGACAGGAUGUGGUAAUAGCUAAGAAAUCUAGCACUAAAAAAUCUGCAGGCUCUAUUCAACAAGCAGGACUGCUUCCAUCUAAUAUGGAGGUAAUGAGUGACUUGAGUUUUCAGCAGAAAAAGCUGAGUUUAAGCCACAGAGCAAUCAAUGAAAGCCAGACAGGUAAAAGUAUUUGGUGUGACAAAUCAAUUGAGAAGGAUGCUACAAACUAUGACAUUUGUUUGCCACAAAGGAAGUGUCAAAGUGUAAUCAGUCCUUCUUCUGAUGACACGUCCUCUAGAGAAGAAGGCUCAUCAAGUGAUAAUGCCCCAGUGUCUUAUUUUGUCCCUGACUAUGUGCUUCAGAAAAGCAUGUAUACUUCUCAGAAAAGUACAGAUGGCUUGGAGAAAGAGAAAAUUAAAAGUGGUGGGUCCCUUAAUGAAGAUGAAGCGGUAGAAAAGGAGCAGAUGAACAGCUUGAAUGAUCAAGAUGACAAUUCUUCAGCCACUAAGGUUAAAGAGGCUUCCAGUAAAGGUAGAAAGCUGGGAGCUGUUUCAAGAUCUUCUACUAGGAAAGAAAUCAAUUCUCUCAACAAAAAAGCAGCUAAAAGUUUGUCAGAAGUUGAGGACUCAGAAGAAUAUUAUGUGAAGGGUGAAGAGGAGGAUGAAGAUGGAGAGGAUGAGGAGGAUGAGGAUGAUGACAUGGAUGAAAUGGAGUAUUUCUUUCAAGAAACCCUUCCAUAUGGCAUUUUGACACCAAAUAAAGGAAGCUUCUACCAAGUUGGCCGGAGAGUGCUUUGGAAACCACCUAAAAAUGCUGUACCAGCACAAUUAAUUAGCUGGCCUGCUCAAGAGAAAAUGAAAACUAGGAGUGGGCUUGUUGAAAAUAUUGGUGUAGUUUACAAGCCAAAGGAGAAAGAACAAGAUGAAGUUGUAUAUAGUGACUAUGGGUAUUAUGGAAGAAAGAGGCCUAUGACAAGAAGAGAAGGACUUGAGCACCAGCGAAUGCUACGGAAAUUCUUGGGAGGAAGGCUGCUAAGGGAGACCGUGGGGAUGCUGCCUGAAGAGUAUUGGAUUAGAAGUGGUGCUAAACCCAAAUUCAGUAGCCAAAUACAUGGUAGUCUCUCACCUCAAGCCAAGAGCAAAGACCAAGGAUGCCCACCUUCGGUUAAACCAAAGAAGAAAAGAAUAGGCAAGCCACCUUCAAAACGCAGGGACACAAGACUUGAGGUGGAAGAAGUGGUGUGGGAAAUGCCUAAAUACAGUAUACACCAAGGUUAG
This is a messenger RNA of Manacus vitellinus (golden-collared manakin), 2280 nucleotides long. RefSeq lists its product as uncharacterized. The transcript has 4 exons. The record is from RefSeq and is a predicted model, not a curated record. Lineage: Eukaryota; Metazoa; Chordata; Aves; Passeriformes; Pipridae. Bases 13 to 2280 code for a protein of 755 amino acids.